UCGGAGGUAGUAACGGUGUUUAUAAAACACUGAGUUUCAUCAUUCAUUAAUGAAAUACAAAUUACGAUGGAAAUAUAAUGAAAAUACAUUUUUAUAAGAACAAAAAUUGAAACAUGAUAUUUCCAGAUGGUUAAGCAAGUGCGUGUAGUCGUAUGUACUGUUUUAAUUAUGAAAUACAUUUCAAGAUAAAAGAGUCACGAUCAAAAUUCCUCUACUACUUUGAUGAACAGUUGUGCGUAUUUUCGGUACAUUUUAUUUCUAUGUGGAUAAAAUACAGAGGCAGUUUUGUUCAACGCAAAACGUACAAACAACUGGAAACUUCUAGAUUCUGAUUUUCGUUUUACUUUGGAAAUUACACGUGGUGUUACUGGAUCAUUUACAAGAUCAUGAUGACUGCGGAUAAUGUGAAAGUCACUGUGUUUGUUAUUCUAGGACUUUUUAUUGGUGAAACAUUUGGAUUAUAUUUAGCAAAGACAAAGCCAAAUAGUUUAAGUGCAAUUUUACAUGAGAAAAACCUGUCAAGUCGAAAGAAAAGGGACAAUCGUUCAGAUUAUCCGUCUGUUCACCAUUAUGCAAGACAUGCACUAUGUCGAACAUUCAAGGGUAAACAACAUUUAUACAAAGCAAUGAAGAAAAAGAUAUGUGGAAUGACAUUGUCUUUCAUAGCAAGUUUGGUGAUUGAUCUUUGUCGCCAUAAAAACGCGAUGCUAGAUACCUGGGUAGCCGGACUGUUUGAUGUUGAUGGUGACGGGCAGAUAAGUCAUUUUGAGCGAAAUUUGUAUGAAGAUACUUACAGCUGAAUUGGAAAGUGAAACCGCAAAUUCAUUAGGAGGUCUUGUGCAGGGGUGAAAAUCGCGAAGUCCUAGGAUAUAAGCCAGAUGCAAUUUAUCGUAUUUUACGCAAAGGGAAAUGUUUCUGAAUGCAGUGAUUCAAACCAAGUUUCCUAAGAUUAACGGCAUCGACAGUAUUAUUUGCAUAACAUUCUUAAUGUUGUUAUGCAUUCUUAAUGUUAUUAAGAAAUUUCUCUUUUGUAUGAUAUACGUUUUGAAUAACUCAUUAUCGUUCUAAAUGUUCAUUACAAUGAUAUUUGAAAGAUUCAUAUGAAAUGAUAUGGUGCAAUCUUUGAUUGUGAUAUA
This is a messenger RNA of Ruditapes philippinarum (Manila clam), 1136 nucleotides long. RefSeq lists its product as uncharacterized. Lineage: Eukaryota; Metazoa; Mollusca; Bivalvia; Venerida; Veneridae. The record is from RefSeq and is a predicted model, not a curated record. The coding region runs from base 387 to 800 and encodes 137 amino acids. The transcript is spliced from 4 exons.